AUUUCUCAAAAGACAAAUAUUACAGCCUCGCUCUCAUUCUCACUUCUGGAUUGCCGCAACCAACUGACUCCUACCGCCUCCAGUUCCAAGCUUUGUGGUUCACCUCUCUCCUUGCCUCUCCGGUAAGAGUCUGCCCUUUCUUAUACGUAUAGCAUUUUGUUAUCUCAGCAGCAAUUUGUCGAACAUUAACGGUGCAUUCAAACUAUUCUUUAGCCUCUGCAAAUUGCUAUAUUUUGCUGAUUUUGUUUUGUUCGAUUGCUAGCUCUUUUGAUGGGUCCGUUUGCGCCAGUUUGCUCUUCGAGUACGUAUUGUAGUAGUUUCAGUUCUCCUUGUGCUUUUACUGAGUCUGUCAUAGCUAUUUCGAGUCGUAGAGAGUCAUUUAAAGGAAGAAAGUUUGGAAAUUUAAAGGUUUGCACAUAUGGGUACUUGGGAAACAGGUCGACAUUUAGGAGAAAACGAGUGGGUUUAUGUGGGUUUGUCAUGAAAAUCUCAAAUGUAGGUGAGGAACUGGCCAAGGAGAAGAAUAAAGUUGUGAAAUCUUCAGAAGAGGUUAUAAGGAUUCUUAAGUCUACACCGGACCCAAAUUCUGCUUUUUCGUAUUUUAUGGUUGUUGCUAGGUUACCUUAUGUUGUUCACACCACUGAAACGUGCAAUUACAUGCUUGAAGUCUUGGUGACUCAUAAGAGGGUGGAGGAUAUGGCUGCUGUUUUUAAUUUCAUGCAAAAGAAAAUCGUUAGUCGAAAUUCGAACACUUAUCUAGCUAUUUUUAGAGGUCUUUGCAUAAGUGGUGGAAUUCAACAAGCACCAAUUGCGCUUGAGAAGAUGAGAAAGGCUGGAUUCGUUUUGAAUGCGUAUUCAUAUAAUGGGUUGAUCUAUAUGCUUGUCCAGUCAAAGUUUUGUAGGGAGGCUUUGGAGGUUUACAACAGAAUGGUUAUGGCAGGGAUGAAGCCAGCCUUGAAGACUCAUGCAGCACUUAUGGCGGCAUUUGGAAAGCGCAAAGAUACUCAAACUGUAAUGAGUUUGUUAAAAGAGAUAAAAUAUUUGGGAUUGAGGCCUGAUAUUUAUAUAUUUAACAUAUGCAUUACAGCUCUUGGAAGGGCCGGGAAAAUUGAUGAGGCUUAUGAUGUAUUGAAGAGAAUGGACGAAGAGGGAUGCGAGCCAAAUCUUAUUACCUAUACCGUUCUCCUUAACGCUCUCUGUAGAGCAGGUAAACUUGCUAAUGCAAAGGCAUUGCUUGUAAAAAUGAAAGCUAACAGCGGUCUCAAACCUAACCGUGUAACUUAUAUUAAUUUGCUGGCCAAGUUAAGUGAUUGUAGAGAGUUGGAAACUUUGAAAGAAAUUUGGGAUGAAAUGGAAGCUGAUGGUUAUACUCCUGAUGUGAGUACUUUCAACAUUCUUAUUGGUGCUUUAUGCAAAGCAGGCAAUGUUGACAAAGCAUUUGAUACUCUGGGUGUCAUGAAGGAGAAAGGGAUCUCACCAGUACUUGUUACUUACAACAUCUUGAUUGGGGGACUAUUAAGAGCCAGUAGAUUGGAUGAGGCUCUAAAACUUUUGAGUUAUAUGGAAUCCCUGGGUGUCAUGCCUGACACAUUCACUUAUAAUAUUGUCAUUUCCGGUUUAGUGAAAUCUUAUAGUGUGGAUAAGGCUAUCGAUUUUUACUAUGAUCAUGUAGGUCGUGAUUUCUCCCCUUCUCGUCAUACAUAUGGCCCGCUCAUCGAUGGACUUUUAAUGUCAGGAAGACCUGAAGAAGCAAUCCUUUUCUUUGAGGAGAUGGCAGAAUAUGGAUGCAAACCUAAUUGUAAGAUUUUCAGUAUUCUUAUGAAUGGGUUUAAGAAAACAGGAGAUGUGGAAACUGCCUGUCAUUUGUUUAAAAGAAUGGUUAAAGAAGGAAUAAGACCAGACUUGAAGUCUUACAGUAUUCUUUUAAAUUCUCUUUGCUUUUUAGAAAAAAUUGAUGAUGCUCUGUAUUACUUCGAGGAAUUAAAGCAGAAUAGUAUUAGUCCUGAUUCACAUUGUUAUAACCUUUUGAUUAACGCACUUGGAAAAUCACAGAGGGAAGAAGAAGCUUUAUCUCUAUACAGUGAAAUGCGAAGCAGGGGAAUCUUUCCUGAUCUUUACACAUACAACAAAUUAAUACUCAAUCUUGGGAUCGCGGGAAUGGUGAAGCAAGCAGUGAGUAUGUAUGAAGAACUGCAAUUAAAUGGUCUUCAACCUGAUGUUUCCACCUACAAGGCUCUCAUUCGAGCCUACGUUUUAUUAGGGAAUCCAGACCAUGCUUAUGCAGUUUACAAGAAAAUGAUGGCUGUUGGCUGCGACGCGAAUGAAGAAACUUUCGCACAACUUUGCUAGUCAAACUUGAGUACUUCACUCACUUCAUUGAAGUACUCAUGGAUCCACAUACAUUUCUUUAAACUAUCUUUGAGAAUUCCAGUUCCCGGAGUGAUACUGUAUUUUGUGGGGUAUUUGACGGUCACGGUCCUCUCGUGGAGUGACUACCACCAAAACCAGAACCAGGAUGAGCAUGAGGAUGAUGAGCAUAAUAUCUACCUCUUAAACACUCCUUAAGAGCUUUCAAGUUGAUGGAUAAGGAAUUAAAACUGCAUUCUACCACUGAUUGCUUCUGCAGUGGCUCAACUCAACGGCUGUAACUUUAGUAAAGCAGGUGAUCAAUUCUUUUUGUAGCUUUUGUCAUAUGGUAUGAUGUAUUCAGUGUACAAGUUUAUACAAAGUGUAUAUAUGAGAUUCUGUGUCCCAACUAACUAGCUGUGGACCUUGAGCCAACACCUUUAAAUAUGCUUUAAGAUUCACUUUUAACAUCA
This is a messenger RNA of Humulus lupulus (European hop), 2819 nucleotides long. Its product is annotated as pentatricopeptide repeat-containing protein At4g31850, chloroplastic-like. NCBI's taxonomy places the organism in Eukaryota, Viridiplantae, Streptophyta, Magnoliopsida, Rosales, Cannabaceae. The record is from RefSeq and is a predicted model, not a curated record. Gene Ontology annotation, molecular function: protein binding. The coding region runs from base 271 to 2349 and encodes 692 amino acids. The transcript has 2 exons.